Messenger RNA from Aspergillus tubingensis, 2832 nucleotides. Its product is annotated as putative MFS transporter. Gene Ontology annotation, biological process: transmembrane transport. The transcript has 9 exons. NCBI's taxonomy places the organism in Eukaryota, Fungi, Ascomycota, Eurotiomycetes, Eurotiales, Aspergillaceae. Gene Ontology annotation, molecular function: transmembrane transporter activity. The record is from RefSeq and is a predicted model, not a curated record. Bases 1 to 2832 code for a protein of 943 amino acids. Gene Ontology annotation, cellular component: membrane.
AUGGAAUACCAAGAAGAACAGAAGCCUGAUCCUAGAUCUCCAACUCAGUUUGGAGGCUCGAUGGAUGGCGGUGAUAGCAAUGACUCGGCUCUCUCAUUACUGGAUGAGAAACGCGAGAAGCAUUUGAUUCGCAAGAUUGACCUACAUAUCAUACCUUUUGUCGUUCUUUUAUAUCUGUUUAGCUUUCUUGAUAGAGUCAACAUUGGCAAUGCCCGUCUAUAUGGGAUGGAAGAAGAUCUGGGCCUGGUCGGAGAUCAAUACCAGAUUGCAGUAUCUAUUCUGUUUGUAACUUACUGUCUCUUCGAAGUGCCGUCAAACUUGGUUAUCAAGAAGCUCAGGCCAUCACGCUACAUUGCGUCGAUAUCGGUUAUGUGGGGCAUCAUAGCGACUCUCACUGGAAUAACCCAGAAUUAUGGAGGCCUCAUCGCUUGUCGUAUCCUUCUAGGCGUCGUGGAAGCCGGACUGUUUCCUGGAAUGGUUACCUAUCUCACUAUUUUCUAUAGCAAGCGUGAAAUAGCACUGCGCACGGGCUACCUAUUCAGCAGUGCAGCCGCUGCCGGCGCGUUUGGCGGACUUCUAGCUUACGGCAUCGGCUUCAUGGACGGCGUCGCCGGUUUACGAGGUUGGAGAUGGAUCAUGAUCAUAGAAGGCAUUCCAACCGUCAUACUAGGGGGCCUAUCCUGGUUCUUUCUUGCGGAUGACCUCGAUACAGCCUAUUACCUGGAUGAUGAGGAGAAGGCCCUAGUAGUUCGGCUUCGUCGUCGCGACGUGGGCCAAACAUCGUCCGCCCAAAAAUUUCACUGGGGAGACGUCAAAGAAGGUGCGCUGGACUGGAGAAUCUACGCCUUCUGCAUUGCUCAAUUUGGUGUCGAUACUAUGCUAUACGGGUACAGCACCUUCCUCCCCACCAUUAUCCAGGGCAUGGGGUCGUGGACAACGCCCGAAGUGCAAGCUCUUACGAUUCCUUGUUAUGCUGUGGGCGCAAUAAGUUAUCUGAUAAUUGCGUGGGCGAGCGAUAGAACUCAGCGUCGCGGAGUAUUUACUUGCAUCUUUGCCGCCAUAUCAGUGGUGGGCUACGGAAUCCUGAUAUCGGAUUCUUCGUCAGGAGUACACUACUUCGGCGCCUUGCUUAUUGCCUUAGGAUUAUAUGUGGCUGUCGGAUUACCUCUCGCAUGGCUCCCGACCACUCUUCCUCGUUAUGGAAAGCGUACAUUCGCCACGGGGCUGCAACUGACUUUCGGCAACGUCAGCGGCGUCAUGUCUCCUUUCCUAUACAAAACGAAUGAAGCGCCACGUUAUGUUCGGGGCAAUGCAGUGACUCUGUCGCUGGUUGGAUUUGCAGGUGUUGUGUAUGGUCUUAUGUGGUGGUACUAUCAUGGCAAGAAUAAGCGCAGAGAACAGGGAGUGGAAGAUGAGAAGAUUGCAGGGAUUCUGUCGCGCAGUACAAAUUGUCGUGACUCUGUCUUCUCAUCAGCUUUUGGCGCAAGCUGGAGGGCCUGGAUUCAAAGCCCAUGUAUAGAGCAACAUGAUGACUGGAAUCUUCACCAACAUCUUGGUGGAUAUGGGCCCUGGGUCGAGAAAUCCGCCGGAGACGAUGACGAUGAAUUACAGGGUGUUGAUGUACCAGAAAGUUGCACAGUUGACCAGAUACACAUGAUGUCGCGCCAUGCGGCGAGGUAUCCAACCAGGUCUGCAGGAAACCGUCAUCUUGCCCUUUUGGAUAGAAUCCAUAAAGCAGGAAUUCCGCUGAACGGCUCAUUGUCAUUCCUGAACAACUGGACCUACAUCACUACCAAUCCAGAACGAGACUUCGAGCAAUUGACCACAACCGGUCCAUACGCUGGCACUCAUCAAGCCUUCGAAACUGGAGUCCGAUUCGCAGCCCGUUACGGACACCUUAUUCCGUCCGAUGCGAAGACAAAGUUCUGGGCAAGUGAUUCCGAGCGCGUCAUUGAAACAGCCCAACACUUUGCCUCGGGGUUAUUUGGGCCUGACUGGGAAAAGAUCGGAAAGGCCGCUCUAGAGAUCAUCCCGGAGACAUUUGAUCGCCGCGCUGAUACACUCACACCGGGAGAUACUUGUUUAAAAUACCUAGAAGACGAAGAUCGUGGCCAUGACAACGGCAUCAAGAUGCUCACUUUGUUUCAGCAAGCGUAUAUCCCGGCUAUUGCUGAGCGACUGCUCGUUGAGGAGGGCAACCGUGGACUUGAGGGGUUCGCCAAUUGGGAGGUCUUUAGCAUGCAGGAAAUGUGUGGUUUUGAAACGACUGUACGGGGCUCGAGUCCCUGGUGCGAUGUCUUCACGCGCGAAGAUUGGAGGAAUUUUGAAUACGGACGUGAUUUGGUCCAUUACUAUCGUGGAGGCCCGGGAAAUUCUUACGCGGGCGCAAUGGGCUGGCUUUGGCUGAAUGCUACAGCGAAUCUUCUGCGAGAGGGGCCCAAGGCAGGUUCAAUGUUCUUCAGUUUUGUCCACGACGGGGAUAUAGCGCCUUUCUUGACUGCGCUGGACAUAAUGAAAGAUGAAAAGUACGACCCAUUUCUUCCCGUCACACAUCGGGCUGAAGACCGCAUUUGGUAUACCUCAACUGUGAUGCCAAUGGGCGGUCGGGUCACGCUUGAACGGAUGGCCUGUUCGCCAACAGAUCCUGCCCACAACAUGAACGAGACAUUUCUCCGGAUAAAUAUCAAUGACAAGAUUGUGCCGCUGCCAUACUGUAAGUCUGGACCUGGCUUGUCUUGUCCGUUGACGGAGUUCGUCGGUCAUGUGGAUAGAAGAAGGGUUGAAGUAGGAGAGUUUGGCAAGCAGAAUAGGGAUUUGAGGUAUGUCAUCUAA